Ipomoea nil (Japanese morning glory) is the source of this 546-nucleotide messenger RNA. RefSeq lists its product as uncharacterized. NCBI's taxonomy places the organism in Eukaryota, Viridiplantae, Streptophyta, Magnoliopsida, Solanales, Convolvulaceae. The transcript has a single exon. The record is from RefSeq and is a predicted model, not a curated record. Bases 1 to 546 code for a protein of 181 amino acids.
AUGAGUGAUCUCCUGAAGCGAGCAGGCAUGACUGACUGCAAGCCGCUGGCUACUCCAGCUGCCCUUACUCAGCCUGUUACACCAUCCACAGAGGACUUUGACAACCCCACUCAAUAUCGCCGCCUAGUUGGAGCGCUCCAGUACCUAACGAUAACACAACCGGAUCUCUCCUACGCUGUCAAUCGCCUGUGUCAAUUCAUGCAUACACCGACUGCUGACCAUUGGGCCCUUCUGAAACAUGUCCUCCGGUAUGUUAAGGGUACGACUACUCAUGGUCUUCGUUUGACUGCCUCGACUUCAGCAGAUAUUCACGCCUACUCGGAUUCAGACUGGGCGGGCUGUCCUGUAGAUCGCAAGUCCACCAGUGGAUAUGCAGUGUUUUUAGGGACCAACCUGGUCUCUUGGGUCUCGCACAAGCAACGGACGGUGGCGCGCUCGUCAACAGAGGCAGAAUACAAGGGUCUCGCCGAUGUUGCUGCAGAAGUCACGUGGGUUACCUCUCUUCUACGUGAGCUGGGUCUCCACUCCGGCGUACCACCCACUUAA